Symbiodinium sp. CCMP2456 is the source of this 403-nucleotide messenger RNA. The record is from the annotation of a GenBank genome assembly. NCBI's taxonomy places the organism in Eukaryota, Dinophyceae, Suessiales, Symbiodiniaceae.
AUGUUCGAGAUCGCGCAGAUGGGGGACACUGUUGCUGCUUCAGAUGCCAUGGAGGGUCGUGGAACAGGAGGAGGCCAUGGCACAACAGCAAGAUUCGGAACGGCCGCCGCGCCCAAGAAGAAGGUCUCUGACGCCCCUGGCUCGAAGGCGCGUGCCGCGAGACGCCCCCAGAUCCGAGAAAGAUCUGCUGGCCGGGGACUGAGAUACGAGAAGGAGCGUUUCGACGGCGGCCAAGGCAGGGACCUGCGUUUGAAGAGCCCGUCCCGCUCAAGAAGACGGAACAGGUCUGGAAGAGGAUGUUCUACAGCUGCUGCAGUGCCAGCGCUUUCGCAGCAAGCACAACCGCGCCGCAGCCAGGUGGCAUCUCCACCAUCGCUGCCAUGCCAGGCCUUCGCGGCAGCAG